AAAGUAAAAAUUGUAAAAUGUAAAGUAGAGUAGUAGAUAAAGUGUAAAAAAUAUAUUUUCUUUUUGAAGUAAGGGGCACCUGAUAGUCGAGUCACUCCACUUGAGGUUCUCUUCUGCUUUCUAUUCAGACAUAGAUAGUUUUAUUGUCUUUGGAAGAUUCUUUAGAUUGAGAUAGUCAUUAUUUACAUUGGCGAUGACCAGAACAAUAACAGGCUUUGUGUUGUAUCUAAGCUCUUUCCUAGUCGUAAUUGUUAUACACAAUAGUUGUAUAACACUUAAAAAUCAAUCUUUUGUUGGUAUGGUGCCAAGUAUUUAAUAUUUGUUAUUUUCAGAAGUUCCAUCUGCUGCUUUGCUCGCUAAUAACCAAUUGGAUUUUCUUCGGCCAUUUUGAAUGUCAUCUAAAUUGUAAUAUUAUAAUAAUAAUAUUUUAUUAUACGUCGUUAGGACUACUUCUACCCUUCUUAGUUAGUUUUCAUACCAUUAAAAAAAACAUAUCAUUAACAAUUUAAUUAACAAUUAUUCUUUAUGCAAGUGGGAGCACGACUUCCUUUCUUUCAAAAUGUUGUAUUUUUCAAGACACUUUGAAGGAUAUUGAUGCCAAAAGAAGUGUGAUGUACUUUUAGCCUUUAAAACUGAAUUGAGUGGCGAUUCAAAUUUGCCCAGACUCAACUUAAAUUCUUGCUCUUAUCAAGAAGCAAAACUGCAGUAAUUGAGAAAUGUUUUACAAAUUUCAAAGUGUAAACAUUUAUUUUUUAUAAUUUAUACAUGUUCAACUCAGUAUAAAGACAAAUAUGUAGGAAUGUUAUCUUUUCCCAAAAUUAUAUCAGCUAAUGCUUCGGUUGAUGACAAAUAAUGCUGAAGUGCAUUAGGGAUUUUCCUUAUUGUCAUGACUUAGCCGAGAAAGUAAUGGUCUUUUCCACACCAUCUAAGGCCAAAGCCAAGCCAGGGAAACUAGCAAGAUUCUAAAGCAAUCCAACCGAGUUAAAGAUCCCUGCGAAAUCUUGUCCGAAGUCGAAAGGGUGCUAGGGACACCGAAGACCAUGUACCCUUUUACUCAACAAGAGUGUAAUGACAUUUAAAUUCAUGAUAAAAUGGUCACUCAUGGGCUUCAAUUUGUAAGCUACAAAAAUAUUUUCCAACUCGACUUCAGCCGAACUUGCAUGACUUUCGAAUAGUAUCUCAUACUUAUUUAUCACCGCUGGUAAAGUAUGUUUAUAAGUUGAAGUUUUUAAAAAAAAUACACUAUUUUAGCGUUGGCGGCGGCGUGAAGAGGUCGUGCUUUUUUUCUUAUUUUCGAAGUCAGUGAUCCUCCGAGUCCUGCAAAAUGUUGAAAACAGUGUGCCUCAUACCGCUUAAAACUUACGGGUUAAUUACUAGUGGCUUUUGCGGAUUUGUAUCCCUCCUAGGAACACUUUUGUUUUUGGGGGUCAUCCUCUCAGGCGCUGUCGAUAUAGUUCUUGGUUUGCUGAACCCUAUUACGUCGGUGUGCACUGGCUUCUCCUACAUAGCCGUCUUCGAGGCGGAAUGCAGUUUAAUCAAUGAUUUCAAAGCCGAAUCUCUUAGAAGUGUCCUGGUUGCAAGUCUUUUCGCUUUUUUGACUGUGUUGGUGGUCAAUGUAGUGGCGUCGGUCAUGCUGGCCAUAGGUACCAUAAAGAAAAACCAUUUCUUCAUGGUUCCCUGGCUGAUAAACAAUGGAUUGUUCCUGGCCGCCUGGAUCGCCCUCUGCAUUGCCAAAUGGAUCUAUCUUGUUGUGCACUACCAAGUUCCGUUGAUAGUUCUCCUGAUAAUCUUUGUUUUCCAUGCGGGUAUAACUGUUCUCAACUGCUACCUUUACUAUGGUAUUUAUUCACUUUUCAAGAAGACCCGAGGACUCAGAAACGCCCCGGCUUGUGUCGUCUUUAGACCUAAUCCCAAAUUUGAUUUGGAAUUUAGGAAUAUUAGUGGAGCCGUCAAGUAAGGACACUGCCUGUGGUUUUUAAAAUAUAUUGUACAUUUUUUUGUAAUCUAAUAAAAUGUCAUUAACUACGGUGUGAUUUAAAGAAACAGAUAUGUGUAGAAAAUCAAUCCGAAAAGUCUGUAGUGAAAUGGACCAAACUUAAAGUUAUUGC
Molecule: messenger RNA, 2108 nt
Organism: Drosophila biarmipes
Lineage: Eukaryota; Metazoa; Arthropoda; Insecta; Diptera; Drosophilidae
Exons: 4
Coding region: 1325-1957 (210 amino acids)
Source: RefSeq, a predicted model, not a curated record